GAAACGGGCCUUCUCUCCGAUGGCAACAAAUAUCUCGGCUUCGAAUUUCUUCUUCUCCAAGCCAAUCUCGUCUACAUAAAUCUAUUUAUCUUACAGCAUUCUCGAUUCCGGAAGAACCCUAAGUCUCCUCCGCAGGAAGCAUGGCUCAGAAAUGUGCGAUUGGUUUAAUUUCAGCCCUAGCAGCUUCAGCUUCUCUUGCGCAAUCGAAAGUCGCUGCUGCAGAUGGUCCUUUCACUUUCUCUGGACUCUCUAAUUCUCCUCCGCCUUCUGCGAAUCCUCAGCAUCAGACUGCUUCUUCUUCUCCGUCGUCGCAAACUCCGUCGACUGCUGGUAAAGAAUCUUCUGCUCUUCCGCGGCCUCGGAAUGAUAAUCCGAGGACGAGUUCCGGUGGUUUCGAUCCGGAGGCGCUGGAGCGAGGAGCUAAGGCCUUGAAGGAAAUCAACAAUUCCUCUUAUGCGAAAAAGGUUUUUGAAAGUAUAAAGCAGCAAGAAGAGACAAAGCAAACUGAGUUUGCAGCCAAGGCGCAAGAGUUUAAAGCUAUGCAAGCCCAAUCUGAAACGGAGAGGCAAAAGGUAAUAUAUGAUGAACAGAAAAAACUUUCUCAGCACCAAGCACAGACAAAAUCGCAGAUGGCCCGUUAUGAAGAUGAUUUGGCAAGAAAGAGGAUGCAGGCUGAGAAUGAGUUUCAUAGAACAAGAAAUCAAGAACUUGUGAAAAUGCAAGAAGAUUCGGCAAUCAGGCAGGAGCAAGCUCGACGAGCUACAGAGGAACAGAUCCAGGCUCAGAGGCGACAAACUGAGAGGGAGAAGGCUGAGAUUGAACGUGAGACAAUCAGGGUCAAAGCUAUAGCAGAAGCGGAAGGAAGAGCCCAUGAAGCAAGGCUCGCUGAAGAUGUAAACAGGAGGAUGCUUGUUGAUCGUGCAAAUGCAGAAAGAGAGAAAUGGGUUGCUGCUAUAAACACUACAUUCGACCAUAUUGGAGGCGGGUUGCGUGCAAUUCUAACGGAUCAAAAUAAACUGAUUGUUGCCGUUGGCGGUGCCACCGCUCUUGCAGCUGGAAUCUACACAACGAGAGAAGGUGCAAAGGUUAUCUGGAGCUAUGUGGACAGAAUAUUAGGACAACCAUCCUUAAUCCGAGAAUCAUCAAGGGGCAAGUACCCUUGGUCUGGUUCGCUUUCUCGUGCAAUGUCCACAUUACGCGGGAAGGAGUCAGCUACCAAAAAUGGAAAAGGGUUUGGUGAUGUUAUUUUGCAUCCUUCCCUACAAAAGAGAAUUGAACAGCUAGCCAAUGCAACCGCCAACACAAAAUCCCACCAGGCUCCUUUCCGUAAUAUGCUUUUCUACGGUCCUCCAGGAACAGGGAAAACAAUGGCUGCCAGAGAGCUGGCUCGUAAAUCUGGUUUGGAUUAUGCGCUGAUGACUGGUGGAGAUGUUGCUCCCCUUGGAUCUCAGGCUGUUACAAAGAUUCACCAACUGUUUGAUUGGGGGAAAAAAUCUAAGAGAGGCUUAUUGCUCUUCAUUGAUGAAGCCGACGCAUUUUUGUGCGAGAGAAACAAAACAUACAUGAGCGAAGCACAAAGGAGUGCACUAAAUGCUCUUCUCUUCCGUACGGGUGAUCAGUCCAAAGACAUAGUCUUAGCACUUGCCACAAAUCGACCUGGUGACCUAGACUCAGCUGUGGCUGACCGUGUCGAUGAGGUUCUUGAAUUUCCCUUACCGGGAGAAGAAGAGCGGUUCAAGCUUCUAAACCUCUAUCUAGAAAAGUACAUAGCUCAGGCUGGUCCAAGAAAGCCAGGUUUGUUCCACCGCCUCUUCAAGAAAGAGCAGCAGAAGAUCGAGAUAAAGGGAAUUACCGAAGAGCUCUUAAAGGAAGCGGCUGCAAAAACCGAAGGGUUUUCAGGUAGAGAGAUUGCGAAACUGAUGGCGAGUGUUCAGGCAGCUGUUUAUGGAAGUGAGGACUGUGUGUUGGACUCCAUGCUCUUCAGAGAGGUUGUGGAUUACAAAGUGGCAGAGCAUCAGCAGAGAAGAAAACUGACUGGAACCGACUGAAAAUGAGAUUUAUAUUUAAGGGUCUGUUACUGGGCUCAAAGUUUCCUGAUUGGGUUUGUUGCCGAGAUUAAAAAAAAAUCGUCACGUGCAUUCUGUUUUCCAAAGGCCAUAAUAGUGGGCUUUAGAGGGCCCAAUAUCAUCCCCUUUGUAAAGCCUUAUAAAGUCUGUUAUUG
Eutrema salsugineum is the source of this 2221-nucleotide messenger RNA. Its product is annotated as ATPase family AAA domain-containing protein 3. The transcript has 9 exons. The record is from RefSeq and is a predicted model, not a curated record. The coding region runs from base 141 to 2048 and encodes 635 amino acids. Lineage: Eukaryota; Viridiplantae; Streptophyta; Magnoliopsida; Brassicales; Brassicaceae. Gene Ontology annotation, cellular component: mitochondrion. Gene Ontology annotation, molecular function: ATP hydrolysis activity; zinc ion binding; ATP binding. Gene Ontology annotation, biological process: mitochondrion organization.